Molecule: messenger RNA, 585 nt
Organism: Abrus precatorius (Indian licorice)
Lineage: Eukaryota; Viridiplantae; Streptophyta; Magnoliopsida; Fabales; Fabaceae
Product: histone H2A-like
Exons: 2
Coding region: 43-492 (149 amino acids)
Cellular component (GO): nucleosome
Molecular function (GO): protein heterodimerization activity; DNA binding; structural constituent of chromatin
Source: RefSeq, a predicted model, not a curated record
UCAUCCUUCAACAGAAAACAAAGCAAAGAAUCUACGCUUCCCAUGGAGACCGGUGGAAAGAUCAAGAAAGGUGCCGGAGGAAGAAAGGGAGGUGGACCUAAGAAGAAACCAGUUUCAAGGUCCGUCAAAGCCGGUCUCCAAUUCCCCGUUGGAAGGGUUGGCCGUUACUUGAAGAAAGGAAGAUACUCGCAGCGCAUCGGAACUGGUGCUCCCGUUUACUUGGCCGCUGUUCUAGAAUAUCUCGCCGCUGAGGUGCUCGAGUUGGCUGGAAAUGCAGCGCGUGAUAACAAGAAGAAUAGGAUUAUUCCGAGGCACGUUCUUCUUGCUGUGAGGAACGACGAAGAGCUUGGGAAAUUGCUGGCUGGUGUGACCAUUUCUCAUGGUGGUGUUCUUCCUAACAUUAACCCUGUUUUGUUGCCUAAGAAGACUGAGAAAGCUGCCAAGGAGCCCAAGUCUCCUUCUAAGGAUACCAAAUCUCCCAAGAAGGCUUAAUUGAUUUUUUUUUUUAUAUAUAAAAUUUUAGUUUGUUCCUCUUAAUUUAGUGUGUAUAUCUGCGUUUAGGUUUUUUCUGUAACAGCAAAUUUG